Molecule: messenger RNA, 234 nt
Organism: Penicillium chermesinum
Lineage: Eukaryota; Fungi; Ascomycota; Eurotiomycetes; Eurotiales; Aspergillaceae
Exons: 1
Coding region: 1-234 (77 amino acids)
Source: RefSeq, a predicted model, not a curated record
AUGAACCGGGCCGUAGUUGAAGAGUAUUGGGCACUACUCGAAUGCCAAUGCUUGGCUGCUGCGAUAGCCGUCGAAGUGUCUCCGUCGGACGAACUUCAUCGCUUCAAGCCUCGUUGUGGCCAUGGGCCAUCCUUGGCCAUCCGGCUCCACCUAAAGUGUCCGGCCGGCGGAGUCCCAGGGUUCGACGCUUCCUCAUGCAGCGUCUCGAGCUUCAGAGUGGCCAGAAGGCAGUGA